AUGGUGAAGAAGAAGAAAUUGGCUCGGAAGCCUGUGACUCGAUCGAUUGCUCAGCGCUUGCCUUCAAUCCAAGAUGAGAAUGAUCAGGAUGGACUCGUUCUUGAAGAUGUGUACAUGAAUGGUGAAGAACUGACUCAGGGUGUGACCCUAAAUGAUGUAGAGAUGGGAGUGACGGACGGUGGAGAAACCCAAAAUGAUGCGCAAAAGGCUUUUGAAAUGGCUACCCCAUCUAGCUGGGCGGACAAAGUGGAGGCAGGAGACUUUCAGAAACUUGAAUAUGCUGAACCAUUGAUUAAAGAUGGUAAGAGGAUUGCUCGGGUUGAUAUUGAUGAAGUGAAGAUCCAAUCGACUAAUUGGAGUUCUGCUGUCAUUUGUAUGGUUCUUGGUGCUAAUCCUCCAAUGGCUGUGUUUGAAGGGUUUAUCAAAAGGGUUUGGGGUCAUCUACGGAUUGCCCAAAUAGCCAGGAUGACAAUGGGACUGAUUAUGGUCAAGUUUAAUGAUGAUGCUACUCGAGACCAUGUGUUGGAAAAUGGUAUCCUUCAUUUCGAUAGAAAACCAAUGAUAAUUCGCCCAUGGACAACUGAUUUAAGUGCAUUUCGCAUGAUCUGCUCAGUGCCUCUUUGGAUUAGAUUACAUGAUUUAGGUCUUCAGUAUUGGGGAAGCAAAUGCCUUAGUGCCUUUGUUAGUACGAUAGGCAAGCCGAUAAUGGUAGACAAAUUUACUCGAGAGAGAUCUAGAGUUCAAUUUGCUAGGAUCCUGGUGGAGGUGGAAAUCACAGAUAAUCCUCCUCGGAUUAUGCAUUAUCUGAAUGAACAAGGUCAGCUAACGGAACAAGGGGUGGACUAUGAAUGGUUGCCUGUUAAAUGUAAAACAUGCUCAGGUUAUGGUCAUUCUAUGGCUGACUGCCGCAAGGAGAUGAAAACUCAGUGGGUUAAGAAGGACAAUUUUCCUAGAACUUCUCCUGAGGAUGGGCGGGACAAGGAUGAACAAUCUUUGGGUGCUAUACCUGAUGUGCCUAAGGAUUUGGCUGAAGUUCCUAAUGUUGUUGAGGGCCUAAAUGCUAGAGAUAAGUGGCAAUCUCCUAAGAAAAUGGUUCCUUUGUAUAAACAAGGGCCAACAAAGAGUAAAAAUAAGAGAGCAAGUAAAUCUGUGGAAACAAGACAGAAUCUGACAAAUCAUUUUGAGGUGCUCCAAGAGCAGUUAGAGGGGGAGAAAGGAGGAAUAGGUAAUGUUAGCUCUUCUUAUGGAUAA
Messenger RNA from Humulus lupulus (European hop), 1251 nucleotides. RefSeq lists its product as uncharacterized. The coding region runs from base 1 to 1251 and encodes 416 amino acids. Lineage: Eukaryota; Viridiplantae; Streptophyta; Magnoliopsida; Rosales; Cannabaceae. The record is from RefSeq and is a predicted model, not a curated record. The transcript has 2 exons.